GCAAUAGUUUUCAUUACCCAAUCACAGUUCCUCAUGACCUCAACUAUCGGCAAUCAAGCUCUGCAUCUGAUCCAUUUCCUUUGUUUUCCCCUUAUAAUCCGCUGGCUUUGUUGAAAAUGUUAACCAGUUGUCCACAAAUCUAGUCUUGUCCAGGUUGGCAUGGCUCAAUUUCUCUCUCUUGUCAAUCAAUUUUUGUUGUGAUGUUCUCCAUCCAUCCUUCGUAAUCAAUUUAUAUAUUGAAAAAUUUCUUUAUAAACUUGAGCUUUUCGCGAUAAAGAUACCGAAUGUGAAAUUCAAGUUCCCUAUUUUUGCGGCCUUAAUCCUUCAAUCUGUCCAAUUUCCAGGAAAUUAACGCAUGGGAAUUCAAAAAGGUAGGGUGAAAUUCAAUGUUGGAGGCAAGAUCUUCGAAACAACCGCAACAACCCUCGCCAUUGCUGGCCGAAAUUCGCUCUUCGGAGCUCUUUUCGACGACAAUUGGGACCUCCAAUUCGACAACACAACAGAACACUUCAUUGAUCGAAACCCAGAUUGCUUCGCAGUUCUUCUUGACCUCCUAAGAACAGGGGAGCUCUACAUUCCCUCCUACAUACCUGAAAAUCUCCUCUACAGAGAAGCCCUGUUUUAUGGCCUUCUUGACCAUGUCAGGUCAGCUAAAUGGGGCCCAUUCGACGGCAAUAGGCUCCGGCUAGAUCAGUCGGUAACGGGCCGGGCCCCAGGCGAUGGCACGGCCAUUCGGGCUGGCCCGGGUGGCGGGUGCUGUGUGGCACAUGGUAGUAUGGUACAUGUGUAUGAUUGGAUGCUAGAAGAGCACCCUCCAAUAAAUCUUGAUUACCAAAGAGUUAAUGAUGCUUGUUGGAUUGAUUCUGAUAACAUUGUGAUCAGUGCUUGUGAGAGAUUAGGCCGCGGCGACGGAGGCAUGGGAUUGUUCAAUGCAUCAACAGGGGAGCUAAGGUAUAAGUUUCAUGUCACACAUGAAAAUGAGGUAAAGAGUUAUACUGCUGGUGCUUUAAGUUUUAGCUCAGAUUAUAAACUGUUUUCUAGUUGCAAAGGUAGGAGCAAUGAGUAUGGGAUUGGGGUUUGGGACCAAGUGACUGGAAAACAGAUUGAUUUUUUCUAUGAACCACCUGGUUGGUCACUUGGUGAUGCUGAUAAACUGCAAUGGUUACAUGGUAGCAACUGUUUGUUGGUUGCAACUUUGUUUCCAAGGAAAGACAAUUGUUACAUUAGUUUGGUGGAUUUUAGGGAGAAAAGCAUGGUUUGGUCUUGGUCGGAUAUUGGGGCUCCAAUAAUUGAUGAGAGGCGGGUUCGGGAUGCCAUAGCAAUGGAGGAAACUAGUUCUCUGUGUGUAGUGAAUGAGUAUGAGGAUUUGGGGUUCAUGGAUUGGAGGAGCGUGGGUCAGAGUGUGAGGUGGAGCUCGAGGAGCCGGUGGAUGAAAGAGAAAAUGCCUGAUGAACCGUGUUACCCUAAACUGGCAUUGCAUGAAGGGCAACUGUUUUCUUCGAUGAAUGAUAGUAUUUCAGUGUUUUGUGGUCCUGACUGGGUAUUGACAUCGAGGCUUCGAAGAAGUUAUGGAGGUUCAAUUUGUGAUUUCUCGAUUGGAGGUGACCGGCUCUUUGCUCUUCAUAGUGAGAAAAAUGUGUUUGAUAUAUGGGAGACUGCACCACCACCAAUUAUAUGAUU
Ilex paraguariensis (yerba mate) is the source of this 1680-nucleotide messenger RNA. The record is from the annotation of a GenBank genome assembly. NCBI's taxonomy places the organism in Eukaryota, Viridiplantae, Streptophyta, Magnoliopsida, Aquifoliales, Aquifoliaceae.